CUGCUUCCGAAGAGCAGGGCGUAAAUUACAGACGGUCAUUCAGCCAGUUUCACUGUCUUCAAGCUCUGGAGCCGCACCUGAUCUCAUCCACCGCCAGUUUGUUUGUAUUUUCAACUCUUUGUUCAUCUCAUCUCGAUUCAACACCAGCAAACCUCAACCGCGAGCCAAAAUCAAAAGGAAAAAUACCAAAAAAUGACAAUGUCAUUAGAAGCCUACCUCGCCAAGCUCAACCGGGCGGUGAAAACCAGAUCCGGCCACGAUCUUGCGCUGCUGGUCUCCAAAGACAACAAAGACCUGCUCUCUGCAGUCCGCAAUUUCUCGUCCUUUUCCGCGGCGUCUGAUAUCAGCACAGUUGCACACAGCACAGUCAAAAAUAAAGAUUGGGCGGCUAUUGCUUCUGGAAGUUGUCUGGUCGCGUAUCUAUAUGAGAUCGAACGGGAUCCGGUGCUGGCAUACCGUGAACAGAAUACUCUUACUCAGCUUUUUAAUAGAGUCGUGGAGAAAAAUGACAACUGGAUCUUACCAGUUCUCUACACCAUCACGCAACAGCUACGCCAUAUUGCCGUCGAAGCAGACACAAUAUUACAGAACCAGAGCAACAGCCAAAAUUCCAGCACAGAAAAGCAAGAGAGAAAGCUAGAAGAAGCAGCGAGAACGAUCAAUAGAUCACUUACAGUCUGCCUGAAUGACCGCAACUCGCCGCUCGAGAGCUCCAGAAAACAAGGCAUCUACUUUGUUCUCUCUGUUCUCUUCAAAGUCUACUUCAAGCUCGGCGUGCUCUCUCUCGCAAAAUCAGCACUGCGCGUUCUCAACUCUAGCUCUGCCGCCGGAGAUGUUCCUCCGCUGGAGACAUACCCAAAGGCUCACGUUGUCACUUUCAGAUACUACGUCGGCAUCCUUGCAUUCGUCGAAGAAGACUACGAAAAGGCCGAAGAACAUCUUUCGGCAGCGUUAAACCUCUGCCACCGCAAAUCUAUCCGAAACCAGCAACGUAUACUAUUAUAUCUCAUACCGACUCAUCUCCUCCUCCGUCGUCAAUUUCCCCAAGCCGGAGUCUGGACCCAAUUCCCUGAUCUCGCUCGACUCUACCAACCGCUCUUCGCCGCCGUCCGCCGCGGCGACCUCCGCGCUUACGAGUCUCAUCUUGCAGCCCGGGAAGCCACACUCAUCAAACGCAGACUCUACCUCACUUUACUCAAAACCCGCAGUGCGAUUGUCCGUCCGCGGUUUUUUGAAAUGGUCUAUCGCGCAAAGGACAGGAACUCGCGCAUGCCGGUCGCGACCUUCAGAGAAGGACUGCAUGCUAUCGGCAUCGAUGUUGAUGACGAGCAGGUCGAGUGCUGGUGUGCAGUCAUGAUCUACCAGGGUCAAAUGAAGGGUUACAUCUCCAGAGAAAAAGGCAUCGUGGUCCUGAGUAACACCGACCCCUUUCCAAAACGCAGAUAGCACUAUCCUGUUCUUCUUUUCCUUUUCUUAUUUUUAAAAUUGUAUGGAGGCGUAUAA
Myxozyma melibiosi is the source of this 1503-nucleotide messenger RNA. RefSeq lists its product as uncharacterized. Gene Ontology annotation, molecular function: double-stranded DNA binding; RNA binding. Lineage: Eukaryota; Fungi; Ascomycota; Lipomycetes; Lipomycetales; Lipomycetaceae. The transcript is spliced from 2 exons. Bases 193 to 1446 code for a protein of 417 amino acids. The record is from RefSeq and is a predicted model, not a curated record. Gene Ontology annotation, biological process: poly(A)+ mRNA export from nucleus.